AGUAAGAAAAAUGUUGCAGUUGAAAAGCAAUUAGUUAGCUAUUAGUUCAUAACCAAUAGACAAAACAUGCAUGGCAGCAGUAGACUGUAUUGAGAUGGAAAUAACAUUUAUGUACUUUUUUAAACAUAGGUUACUCUGUUAGAAUGCUCAUGGUCAAUCAGAGAGUCAACUGCUGAGAGCCCUGAUGCAACAACAAAUCUCUCGGCUGUCCUGCCAAACAGCAGCCAUUCAUUAGGAGGAGGGGUUAUUUAAUAGCCUACACCCCCAUCACACACAUACACACAAUAUCAUCCCCGCAUCCCGUCGGGUUCACAGAUGAACUGAGGAAUAUCUCUGCUCUCACUCCUCUCUCGGUUUACAUCAUGGACAUUGGACAACAUUUCCUGUUCUUCCUUGCAGUGACCGCUGUCACAGUGAAAGUUUCUCUUCAGGGUGUCCAGCAGCGCAGACUGUACCAUGACCUGAUGAGUGACUACAACACACUGGUGAGACCAGUCAAAAAUGACUCUGAGAGUCUCACUGUUAACUUCGGCCUCACCCUCAUGCAGAUCAUGGAUGUGGAUGAGAAGAACCAGGUUUUGACAACCAACAUUUGGCUAAAGCUGGAAUGGCAUGAUUAUUACCUCCAGUGGAAUACAUCAGACUAUCCAGGUGUAACCAAUGUGAGAUUUCCGGACCAUCUCAUUUGGAAGCCAGACAUUCUGCUGUAUAACAGUGCUGAUGAAAGAUUUGAUGCUACUUUCCACACCAACAUUUUGGUCGACCCUUCUGGCACCUGUUCCUACUUACCUCCAGGGAUCUUCAAGAGCACCUGCUACAUUGAUGUGCGCUGGUUCCCCUUUGAUGAACAAAGAUGUGAUCUGAAGUUUGGCUCCUGGACCUACGGGAGCUUCUCUCUAGACCUGAAGAUGUUGGAGGCGGAUGUCAGCGGCUACAUUCCCAACGGAGAGUGGGAUCUUGUUGACGUUCCAGGGCGGAAAAACGACCGCUCCUACGAAUGCUGCGAGGAGACAUACCCUGACAUCACCUUCACCGUGGUAAUGCGGAGACGGACCCUGUACUACGGCCUCAACCUGCUCAUCCCAUGUGUCCUGAUCUCCACUCUGGCCUUGCUCGUCUUCCUUCUGCCUGCUGACUCUGGGGAGAAGAUCUCAUUGGGCAUCACAGUCCUGCUCUCCCUGACUGUCUUCAUGCUGCUGGUUGCAGAGAUUAUGCCCGCCACAUCGGACUCGGUGCCUUUAAUAGCCCAGUACUUUGCCACCACCAUGGUCAUUGUCGGUCUCUCAGUAAUCGCUACAGUUCUGGUCCUACAGUAUCACCACCAUGACCCUGAUGGAAGCAAGAUGCCGAAGUGGACCCGUGUGUUCCUGCUGAAUUGGUGUGCCUGGUUCCUGCGCAUGAAGCGGCCUGGUGAGGACAAAGUGCGUCCAGCCUGCCAUAACAAAGCUCCACGGAACAGCCUGACCAGCAUGGAGCUCAACGCCAGCGCCUCAGCUUCCCAAUCCACCAACGGCAACAUGCUCUAUGUUGGCGUCCGUACCCUGGAGAGCAUCCCCUACUCCACAGUCGCCACCUCUCCUGACUCCGGCGUUCUCUGUGGACGGCUGGUUGCACGAACAGGUGAGGAUGAGAUUCUCCUCCCUGCAGGUCCGAGCUCCUCAGCGGGCGGAGUGGAACCGGAGCUGGCCAAGAUCCUGGAUGAGGUGCGCUAUAUCGCCAAACGCUUCCGUGACCAAGACGAGGACGAGUCUGUGUGCAACGAGUGGAAAUUUGCUGCGUCUGUCAUCGACCGGCUUUGUCUCAUGGCUUUCUCACUCUUCACUAUCCUCUGCACCAUCGGGAUCCUCAUGUCAGCACCCAACUUCGUUGAUGCCAUUUCCAAAGACUUUUUCAAUUAAGGACUUCAUCAGGAAACAGAAAUAAAAGCUGAUACCAAUCUCUCUUAUCACAUAAUAGUAAUUUGUAAACUCAUGGUGCGCUAAUUUGGAUAUAGUUAAAGGGGAAAUUGUGUUUCCUAAUGUUUUUGUGUCUAAGUGAUUUGGGGACAACAUUUUUUGCUACAGUAUCAAGAGAGAGUGUAGCAACACAGUACCUUCAAAGGCACCAGACUGCUUUGACAAAUACGGGGAGUCUGGUCCGCUGCUGAGCUGACCAAUUAGUUUGUUUGAGUUGUUGUGUAACUUUGAUGUUUUGGCUUUGUAACCAGCAAAACUAACAAACUAACAAACAGAUUUAGGCAGCGGGAGGCCUGCAACUCUUGUGAUCUGUGAGGUGAAAUGGCCAUUUUUGUCAAUAGAGGCUGGUGGAUUUGAAGAGAGCAGAGAUGGAACAGCUUCAGUUCUCCAUCAUUAAGGGCUGUCUGACAGCAAGGUAUAGCUGUAAAAAUGUUCGGUAACGCUUUAUAAUAAGGUCCUUAAUAACCAUUAAUUAACAAGUAAUAAGGCAUUGUUCUCGCUUUAGAUCCGGUAGUUGCAAAAAGCAUAGUUAACUUAUAGUUAACUUAUCAUAGAUGAGCAAUAAAGUAUAUUUUAAUAUCAAUAAGCAAACAAAAUAAGAUUAAUAAAGGCAUGGCAAAGACAUAAUGGGUGGGUCAUGGGUGUU
This is a messenger RNA of Centropristis striata (black sea bass), 2601 nucleotides long. Its product is annotated as neuronal acetylcholine receptor subunit alpha-7-like. The record is from RefSeq and is a predicted model, not a curated record. NCBI's taxonomy places the organism in Eukaryota, Metazoa, Chordata, Actinopteri, Perciformes, Serranidae. Gene Ontology annotation, molecular function: transmembrane signaling receptor activity; acetylcholine-gated monoatomic cation-selective channel activity. Bases 363 to 1898 code for a protein of 511 amino acids. Gene Ontology annotation, biological process: regulation of membrane potential; signal transduction; nervous system process. The transcript is spliced from 10 exons. Gene Ontology annotation, cellular component: postsynaptic membrane; neuron projection; synapse.